Suricata suricatta (meerkat) is the source of this 1596-nucleotide messenger RNA. It is a transcript of the gene SLC33A2, whose product is annotated as major facilitator superfamily domain containing 3. NCBI's taxonomy places the organism in Eukaryota, Metazoa, Chordata, Mammalia, Carnivora, Herpestidae. Gene Ontology annotation, cellular component: membrane. The transcript is spliced from 5 exons. The record is from RefSeq and is a predicted model, not a curated record. Gene Ontology annotation, biological process: transmembrane transport. Bases 302 to 1552 code for a protein of 416 amino acids. Gene Ontology annotation, molecular function: transmembrane transporter activity.
GUGGCCGUCGCGUCACGCGGCUGCGUAGAGAGCCGUCUAUGGAGUGUGGGCUGCCCGCGGAUCCGAGGGUUACAGUCCCGACGCCACCCUGCACGGCCCUAAUCUGACUGCCCAAGAGCCAUGCCGCCAUGUGAUCCCUGACUUCAUCCUGGCCGGACCCCACCCGGAGCCGCUUUGCCUGCCCCUGCUUCUAGCCGGACCUCUGAUUCCACUCCAGGCUCUGACCUGGCCUUGAACCUGACCCCAGCCAGCAGAUCCCAGGCCCAGCCCCUGAGCCCCAGCACUCGCCCGAGGGCUCCCCAUGCUCCUGGCCAUGCAUGGGAAGCUUUUGCCACUGGCCGGCCUCUACCUGGUGCAAGGCUUGCCCUAUGGGCUGCAGUCUGGCCUGCUGCCCCUGCUGUUCCGGGCUCGGGGCCUCUCCCUGACACGUGUGGGACUGGCCAAGGUGCUGUAUCUGCCGUGGCUGUUUAAACUCGUGUGGGCCCCACUGGUGGACACACGGGGCUCCCUGAAGUCCUGGCUGAUGCUCAGCACGGCUGCUCUGGGCUUGGUGUGUGGGCUGCUGGCAGCCCUGCCUCCUGCAGAAGCUGGCCAGGCCGGGCUGCCGGUCACCGUGGCAGGGCUGCUUCUGUUACUGAACCUGGGUGCUGCUGUGCAGGACGUGGCCCUGGACACGCUGGCCGUACAGCUCUUAGAGCCAGCCGAGCUAGGGCCUGGUAACACAGUGCAGGUGGUCGCUUAUAAGCUAGGGGCAGUGCUGGCAGGAGGGGGCCUGUUGGCCCUUGUGCCCACCCUCUCCUGGCCCGGGCUCUUUCUGUUUCUGGCUGCUGUCUAUUGGUUGGCUGCUGCCCUAGCCUGGGCUGCGCCAGCCCUGCAACAGUUGCCUGCAUCUCAGCCCUCAGAAGGACCUCUGCGUACCCUGCACCUCCUGCAGGACUUGCUGGCCAUGCCUGGCACUCUGUGGACAGCAGGCUUUGUGCUCACUUACAAACUGGGUGAGCAGGGUGCCAGCAGCUUGUUUCCACUCUUCCUGCUGGACCGCGGCAUCUCCAUGCCAGAGCUGGGCCUGUGGAACGGCGUGGGCGCUGUGGUCUGCUCCAUUGUCGGCUCAUCCCUGGGCGGGGCCCUGCUGGCCAGGCACUGGCGACCACUGCCCUUGCUGAGGUCUGUGCUUCGUUUCCGUCUUGGCGGUCUGGCCUGCCAGACCACCCUGCUCUUCCACCUGGACACUCCAGAGGUCAAGCUAGAUCCCAGCACAGUCCUGAGAGGGGCAGCCUUGCUGAGUCUGUGUCUGCAACACUUCCUGGGGGGCCUGGUUACAACCACCACGUUCGCCCUGAUGAUGCACUGCACCCAGCUGGCACCCGGUGCCCUGCAGGCCACACACUACAGCCUCCUGGCCACCCUGGAACUGCUGGGGAAGCUGUUCCUGGGCUCACUGGCUGGAGCUCUGGCUGACAGCUUGGGGCCACGUCUCUGUUUUUCCCUCUUCCUUGCUCUCUCAGGCAUGCCUGUUCUGUAUCUGGGUCUGGCACCCAGUGCCCUGGCCUGAGCUGGGUGGCCAGCCCACCUAAUAAAGCUGAGCGUGCCCACGGC